GACGACAACCGCAAAUGAACGCCCGCUCGAGAGCUGCAUCGCUUUCUUGACCACGUGAAGGAGGAGGUCCUGGCUAGUGACAGCGCCGGGGUCAGGGUGGCAGCAGCAGCACAGAGUGUGGCACUUGUUCACUGGAGAUGUUGCGAGAGGGAGCUGUCGGGGUCUCCUCCCCUUCCACCAAAGCCUCUACCCGGCCCGUGCGCGUGUGGUGCGACGGAUGCUAUGAUAUGGUGCAUUAUGGGCACUCCAACCAGCUGCGGCAAGCUCGUGCGACGGGAGAUUAUUUGAUUGUAGGAGUCCACACAGAUGAGGAGAUCUCCAAGCAUAAAGGUCCUCCUGUCUUCACUCAAGAAGAGAGGUACAAAAUGGUGAAAGCCAUCAAGUGGGUGGAUGAGAUUGUACCAGGAGCUCCUUAUGUCACAACAUUGGAAACUCUGGAUAAAUACAACUGUGACUUCUGCGUACAUGGGAACGAUAUCACACUAACUGUGGAUGGCAAGGACACCUAUGAGGAAGUAAAGAAUGCUGGGAGAUACAGGGAAUGUAAGCGCACUCAGGGAGUGUCCACCACAGAUCUGGUUGGCCGUAUGCUGCUCAUGACCAAGGCUCACCACAGCAACAUUUAUGAAGACAUGGAUUAUCGGAAGCAUGCAGAUAACUUUGGAAAGUGUCCUAAAGGUCACAGCCCCUGGACCGGAGUUUCUCAGUUCCUACAGACAUCCCAGAAGAUCAUCCAGUUUGCAUCUGGCAAGGAACCACAACCGGGAGAUACCAUAAUCUACGUCGCUGGUGCUUUUGACCUCUUUCAUGUUGGUCAUGUGGAUUUCCUGGAGAAAGUGCACAAGAUAGCAAAGCGGCCUUAUAUAAUUGUGGGUCUGCACUUUGACCAGGAAGUGAAUCUAUACAAAGGCAAGAACUAUCCAAUCAUGAAUGUCCACGAGCGAACCCUCAGUGUUUUGGCCUGCAGGUAUGUUUCUGAAGUGGUGAUUGGAGCCCCCUACUCUGUCACUGCUGAUCUGCUGGAUCAUUUUAAGGUAGAUCUUGUGUGCCAUGGAAUGACUGAGGUGGUACCAGACAAAGAUGGAUCAGACCCAUAUGAGGAACCCAAAAGACGUGGUAUCUUCCGUCUGGUGGACAGUAGCAAUAAUCUCACGACAGAUCUGAUAGUGAAAAGAAUAAUUAAGAACAGGUUGGAGUUUGAAGCCCGGAAUCAGAAGAAGGAAGCAAAAGAACUGGCUGUGCUGGAGGCCAUGAAGAAAAGGGAGGAGGAAGUGGCCCAGCAGAAGGCAGGCCAGGAAGACCAUGAGAGCUAGCAUAGGGAAGAGUGUAGCGGAAUCCUUCCCUCCUGGAGCUGCAGUAUUUUUCUGGAGGAUAGGACACUGCUGCCAACCUUAGCAAGGCCUGUGGUCACAAUUUUCCUGGCUUCCAGUACCUCAGCUAUGUGUGUGGAAGAUCCAGGAUGCUGCUACCUAGUUAUCCCAGGCCCACUGCCAUGGGAAGAUUUUAACAUUGCCCUAUCAAUAGCAGGUUUUAAUUCCAGUGAAUGUUUGCAAUAUGAUUUUACCUUCUGGCAGUUUCUGAUUUAUUGGAGCUGGGGAAUGGGGGACAUCUCUGCUCAUCUUCUUCUGGAGUUUCUGCAUUUCAGAGCAUCUCUUUGAUUCUGUCUGCCAGAGACAAUUUUCUAAUCCUUAAAAACCAUCCUUUCUGGCCUAGCUCAUUGCCUCCAGCAUUAAUAAGAUCCCACAGCAAGUCAGCUGCAUAUCGGACUGGCCACUACAUUUCCUAGCUUGGGCACAAAGGGAAAAAGAGAACUGGUCCAUUGUUGCUUGCACUGCCUUGCAUUUGAUGCAUACAAAAUCUUUCCAGUCUGUAACAGUGGAUGGAGUGUCGUGAGUCCCAGGUUUCCCCAGUAGUAGACAGUAUCCUCACUACUCUAUACUCAGACCUGUCUGUCUAGGUCCAUGGCUAAGGAAGAGACUGAUGGGGUUGCAAUUCUAAAUUCUAAAUAAACGAAAAUAUGGUGUAGAUGUUCUGUGGUUGGAGCUGCUUUCUAAAGCCCAGUACACUGCUUCACAACUGAGGUUUCCCUCUUAUUCACCCUGGUCCUGCAGUUCUUACAUACAGAGAGACUGAGACUUAAAACUUGAGCCCAGCAUACUGUAUAUUGUAUUUAAAAUGCGUUGUACUGCUAAAGUUGAAUGCUUUUUGGUGAGGUCCAGAUGCAGAUUACUCCCUGAGAUUUCUUUUUCAUGCAUAGUGGGAAACGUAUGAGGGCCACAUAUGACCGUGGGGCUCUUACCUGCCCAGGUGGGCUCUGAGUCUUUUCUAUCUCUCUUGUACAUUUUCAGCAGUGGAAAUUAAUAAAAUGUUGAUGACUUA
Molecule: messenger RNA, 2379 nt
Organism: Rhineura floridana
Lineage: Eukaryota; Metazoa; Chordata; Lepidosauria; Squamata; Rhineuridae
Gene: PCYT2
Product: phosphate cytidylyltransferase 2, ethanolamine
Exons: 13
Coding region: 138-1313 (391 amino acids)
Biological process (GO): phosphatidylethanolamine biosynthetic process
Cellular component (GO): cytoplasm
Molecular function (GO): ethanolamine-phosphate cytidylyltransferase activity
Source: RefSeq, a predicted model, not a curated record